Molecule: messenger RNA, 600 nt
Organism: Paracoccidioides brasiliensis Pb18
Exons: 2
Coding region: 1-600 (199 amino acids)
Source: RefSeq, a predicted model, not a curated record
AUGGCGAAAGAGAAUAUAUCAACAUGUCUGACGAUGGGCGGCGGUGAGGCUCAAGGAGUGAAGUCAAACCGAAGCUACCCAAAAUGGACAUCACCUCUCGAGACCUCGGGAUUCCUACGAAGAAAUGCUGAUGACGCUCCAAAUGAUGGAUGCUGCAUCUCAUCGUUGCAGCUCCUUGCACGUCACUUCCACGUUAUAUCGCUCUUUAUCGUUUCUUCCGAUAAUUACCUGCACACUGAGCGGCAAAAAACCAGCUCCCCACCCCCCUCCAGCAACCGACAAUGUCAGGUCGCUUUCAGGUAUCUCGACUGCAGACAACUAAAAUCACAUAUCAGGGGAUAUGCGGAAUCCCAAUUCCAGACCUCUAUGGGGGAUAUGAUUACAAUUUUAGAUUCCAGGAAGAGAGCCCCAGUUCGAUAUGCAACCGAACAUCUCCUGCCUUUCGUCCGUUAUUUUGGGAUUCAGUCGUGCCAAUUUGUCGAUCUGCCGGAGAGUGCGAUUGGCGAGCAGAGCAGGCUGCCAAAGAUUAUGUUAAUGACAUACUGCAUCCCGUAUUUCCAAUCCCUUCAGCAACGAGCUGCGAGUGCUGCGGGCGUGUAA